ACCCGCGCGAGCUCGCGUACAUUCCAGCCAAGCUACACACGCACGGUCACGCACCCACCUGCUUGCUGUUCGAUCGGCUCUUGAGGACGAGGACGAGGACGAGGCGCGCUCGAUCGCGGCAGCUUGGCAGCUGGGAUCGACCGGCACCGGCUGAUAUGGCUUCGUCGAGGCGGCUGCUCGCGGUGUUCGCCGUGCUGGCGGUCGUCUUCCUCGCGGGCGCGGGCGUCGCCGGCGCCGCGAGGCCGGCGCCGGCGGGUGGCGGCGGGGAGGAGGCGGCGGCGUACCUGGUGGUGGACCCGGCGGCGGUGGUGGAGAAGGCGAGGGAGACGGUGGAGAUGCUCAUGGCGAGGCUGCCGGCGGGGCCCAGCCCCAGGGGCCCCGGUCACUAGGGAUCUUCGGAUCGGAUCAAGGAUGUAUAUGCAGAGGCCAUACAUACAUAGGUUGAUGAUUUGGUUAUACUGAACCGUAUAUACUCUGCCGAGGCAUGGUACUUGCAUUGGUGUCUUGGUUACAAGAUUCUUUGAUACACUUCUUUUCUUUUUAAUUCUUGGUUACUAGCAUAGCAUUGGGUGCAGAAAACUUCCAUUAUUUCUAUAUUAUCCCACGUCUAUUGUUCCAAUGAGAUUAUAUAAAUUAUUAAAUUUAAAGGCGGAAUCCUUCCAA
This is a messenger RNA of Panicum hallii, 663 nucleotides long. RefSeq lists its product as uncharacterized. The coding region runs from base 156 to 389 and encodes 77 amino acids. The transcript has a single exon. Lineage: Eukaryota; Viridiplantae; Streptophyta; Magnoliopsida; Poales; Poaceae. Gene Ontology annotation, biological process: defense response. The record is from RefSeq and is a predicted model, not a curated record.